Molecule: messenger RNA, 873 nt
Organism: Bradysia coprophila
Lineage: Eukaryota; Metazoa; Arthropoda; Insecta; Diptera; Sciaridae
Gene: Ski6
Product: exosome complex component Ski6
Biological process (GO): U4 snRNA 3'-end processing; rRNA catabolic process; nuclear mRNA surveillance
Cellular component (GO): nuclear exosome (RNase complex); nucleolus; cytoplasmic exosome (RNase complex)
Molecular function (GO): RNA binding
Source: RefSeq, a predicted model, not a curated record
CAAACUUCAGAAUUUUGUGCAUGUGUAUGUGCGGUGUGUUUACCUUUCGUGCGGUUCCGUUUCAUUUUUGAGAAUAUUUAUAAAACUAUUAAAGAGAAAAUACAAAAAUGCCUGGAAACGAUUUAAUUUCCGAGCAAGGUCUCCGGUUGGAUGGAAGACGUGCGAAUGAACUUCGGCGAAUUCAGUGUAAAUUGGGUGUGUUUAGUCAGCCAGACGGAAGCGCCUAUCUGGAACAGGGAAAUACAAAAGUUCUGGCAGCUGUUUACGGACCGCAUCAAGCUUCAUCAAAGAAAAGCAGCCAUGACGAGGUUAUUGUCAACUGCCAAUACAGUAUGGCAACAUUUUCAACAGGCGAACGCAAAAACCGUCCUAGAGGAGAUCGAAAGUCCCAAGAGAUGACAAUCCAUUUGCGACAAGCCUUAAGUGCAGCAAUCAAGCUUGAACUGUAUCCGAAGUCUCAAAUUGACAUUUUCAUCGAAGUGCUGCAGGCAGACGGUGGCAAUUACUGCACAUCAAUAAAUGCAGCAACACUUGCCCUCAUCGAUGCAGGUAUCGCCCUCAAAGAAUAUGUGUGUGCAUGUACAGCAUCGUUGGCCAAUGGUGAUGUGCCAAUGAUGGAUAUAUCGCAUUUAGAAGAAGUGAGCGGUGGACCAACGUUGACUGUGGCAUCGUUACCGAAUUCGCAGCGAAUCGCCUUCAUGGAAAUGUCCCAACGGUUUCAUUUAGAUCACUUACCCAAAGUGCUCAAAAUGGCACUCGAUGGGUGCAAGGAGGUUCAGAUUAUUCUCGACAAAGCGGUGCGUGAACAUUUGGCACACGUCGGGUCGGCGUGUGAUUGGCAGAAUGUGGGCAAAUAAAUGAUUCAGAACUGAC